This is a messenger RNA of Neurospora tetraspora, 1311 nucleotides long. RefSeq names its product peptidase of plants and bacteria-domain-containing protein. The transcript is spliced from 2 exons. The coding region runs from base 217 to 1098 and encodes 293 amino acids. NCBI's taxonomy places the organism in Eukaryota, Fungi, Ascomycota, Sordariomycetes, Sordariales, Sordariaceae. The record is from RefSeq and is a predicted model, not a curated record.
CCGGGUCACGGCGGGGCCGAUGCUCGGAAGCUCCCGAGUCACCAGGGGCCGUCUCACCCUGCGAGCCGGUUCACCGUUCAGCUGGGGCUAGCCAGCAAAACAAACUCUUUGACGUACAGAUCUUGCACCCUUAACUUUCCGUACUUUUCACAACAAAACAUUCACGCACUUGCUUUCCUUAGCGGUGAUCUACCUUUUAUAUAUAUAAAGUUCGCCAUGACCGUUCGCUCGCAGAUCACUACCGAGCCCUCACCGGCCACCGCCGCGCCAAGUGCCGUUCCGGUUCAACCAACCGCAGAGCCUGCCCCAGAGUCUGCCCCUGGUUCUCAGGAAGGACAUGAUCUGGAUCACCAAGGGCAAGGGAAGGAUGACAAACAUGACGAUCGCGACCGUGACACGCCCAAGUUCCCACAUCCCAAGCUUCGUCUAGAGAUCCGCGACCUCGACCAUCCCGGCGCGGUCAAGUUCCUCGGCGCAGUCAACGCGAGCACGCUACUCUCUGACGCCGUCAAGAACGUCCAGCGGCUCUUGUACAGGUCGGCAGCAGACAAGCAUACGACAUGUCCGCCGACUCGGUCCGUAACCGUUAUCCUGCGGGACAUGGACGGCGUGGCUUAUACGACUGGGACCGACCUCGACGCCGACCACAAGGAAAUCCACUUCUCCCUCUCCUACAUCGCCGCCCACAUCCCCUCCACGCCACCCUCUCGCCUCCCCGCCGAACUCACCGGCGUCCUCACGCACGAGCUCGUCCACUGCUACCAAUGGGAUGCCCACGGCAGCGCGCCCGGUGGACUGAUCGAGGGAAUCGCGGACUGGGUCCGGCUCAACUGUGACCUGAGCCCGCCUCACUGGAAGCGAGAAGUCAAAAUCGAUGACCCGUGGGAUAAGGGGUACCAGCAUACGGCGUACUUUUUGCAGUAUCUUGAGGAACAGUUUGGCGAGGGGACGGUAAGGCGCAUUAAUGAGGGGUUGAGGAGCACGAGGGAGUAUGAAGCUAAGGAGUUUUGGGUCCGCUUGCUUGGGCAGGAGGUGGAAGAGUUGUGGGGUGAGUAUUGUGCGAGUGUUUGUGACGAUGAUGGGAAGGGAAGUCCGUAGGAGGUGAGUGCAAGAGACUCGGAACAGAACGGUGUAUUCAGAAGCUAGCGAGGCGUUUGGGGCCCAGCGCGUAGCCAUUCAAGCCAUGAUUGUUUAAAUAUUACCGUCUUAAAUGCGGUGUGUUACAUCUAUUGAUGUGAUGUUGAGCUAGACCAAGAUGUUGAUACUCUUAUAUCAUGUCUUCGACACUUCGCAGGCUCUUUAAUAUCCCCG